AUGUGCAACAACAUGACAUACCUUAUUCCAGAUCCUCUUAUACCUCCUUUAAAAUUUAAUUCCAUCCAAUCCAAUCUUUAUAGAGGGGCUUACCCACGGGAGAUCAAUUACCCAUUUCUUUUAACACUAAAAUUAAAAACUAUAAUAUCGCUUACCCCAGAACCGAUAACUGAGGAGACAGAUCUGCAGUUAUUUGAAUUUGCACAUAAUAAUGGAAUAAAUUUGGUUCAUUUAGAGUGUACAAAGCUGGGUAAAGGUAAAAAGAGAGGCGUUCCACUAGAAUACGGGGUUAUAGUAGAAGCUUUACAAUACUUUAUUCACUCAGAAAACUCUCCGAUUUACAUACAUUGUUUCAACGGUGGGCAAGUUACUAGUUUGGUUGUAGCAUGCCUUCGAAAACUCCAGUUUUGGUCUUCAAUUACUAUUUUCAAUGAGUUUAUUAAUUUCACUUCCAACAUUACAGUAAAUGACAGAAGCUUCGUGGAGGGCUUCAAGGCUGACAUACAUGUAAAUCAGGAAACAAAGGUUGAUUGGCUAUGGAUGGGAAUGAGCCGAGGUGUCGUCGGAAAUCAUCCAAACAUACGAGUAAUAGAGCAGCAGAAGGCAGAGAGAAUCCUAUAG
Messenger RNA from Dujonia railenensis, 621 nucleotides. The record is from the annotation of a GenBank genome assembly. Lineage: Eukaryota; Fungi; Ascomycota; Pichiomycetes; Serinales; Debaryomycetaceae.